Aspergillus lentulus is the source of this 1290-nucleotide messenger RNA. RefSeq names its product kynurenine--oxoglutarate transaminase. Gene Ontology annotation, cellular component: cytoplasm; mitochondrion. Gene Ontology annotation, biological process: biosynthetic process. The record is from RefSeq and is a predicted model, not a curated record. Gene Ontology annotation, molecular function: pyridoxal phosphate binding; L-kynurenine:2-oxoglutarate transaminase activity. Lineage: Eukaryota; Fungi; Ascomycota; Eurotiomycetes; Eurotiales; Aspergillaceae.
AUGUCGGCGACAGCAGCGAGACCAGAUCCGUUUCGUCCAGCGAAGAGAGUUGCGGGCCAGAGACAGGAUGUCUGGUCAAUUGUCAACGAAGCCGCUGCCGCUUCGCCGGUCCAGCCGAUUGUGAACAUGGGUCAAGGCUUCUUCGGCUACAACCCUCCUCAAUUCGCUCUUGAUGCGGCCAAGGAAGCUCUCGACCGGGUCGAGUGUAACCAGUAUUCGCCCACGAAGGGCCGUCCCCGACUUAAGAAGGCCAUUGCCGACGCAUACUCUGCCUCCUUCGGACGAACCAUAAACCCGGAUACGGAAGUUUCCAUCACCACCGGCGCAAAUGAAGGAAUGUUGAGUGCUUUCAUGGGAUUCAUUGAACCCGGAGACGAGGUCAUCAUCUUCGAGCCCUUCUUUGACCAAUACAUCAGCAACAUCGAGAUGCCUGGCGGUACAAUUCGAUACGUCCCGCUUCAUCCUCCCAAGGACGGUGCGACAAGGACUUCGCCUGCGUCUGAAUGGACGAUAGACUUCGAGGAACUGGAGAGGACGAUCAAUUCGAAGACAAAGAUGAUUGUCUUGAACUCACCACACAACCCCGUCGGAAAAGUCUUCUCGCGCGACGAACUUGAACGCAUUGGUCAGCUAUGUGUGAAGCACAAUCUUAUUAUCCUCUCCGACGAGGUGUAUGAUCGCCUCUACUACGUCCCUUUUACUAGAAUUGCUACCUUGUCCCCGGAGCUCUGGGAGCGUACUCUCACGGUUGGCUCCGCCGGCAAGGCCUUCUACGCUACUGGCUGGCGUGUUGGAUACCUCAUUGGACCGGAGCAUCUCAUCAAGUAUGUCGCCGCUGCACACACGCGUAUUUGCUACAGCAGUGUAUCUCCCCUUCAGGAAGCCGCCGCCGUGGCUUUCGAGCAGGCAGACAAGGUCGGAUUCUGGGACCAGAGCCGGACGGAAAUGAAGCAGAAAAUGGAACGCUUCUGCGAAAUCUUUGAUGAGCUUAACAUUCCCUACUCUGAUCCUGAGGGCGGCUACUUCGUCCUUGCAAACAUGUCUUCCGUCAAACUCCCGGAAGACUACCCAUUCCCUUCUCAUGUCGCCAGCCGCCCUCGUGAUUUCAAACUUUGUUGGUUCCUGAUCCACGAAGUCGGGGUGGCAGCCAUCCCCCCGACGGAAUUUUACACCGAUACGAAUGCCCACAUCGCCGAAGACUACCUUCGCUUCGCCGUCUGUAAAAACGAUGAUGUCUUAAAGACAGCGAAGGAGAGGCUCCGCGGUCUGAAGAAAUACAUCUCGAAGUAA